Molecule: messenger RNA, 1734 nt
Organism: Phycomyces blakesleeanus NRRL 1555(-)
Lineage: Eukaryota; Fungi; Mucoromycota; Mucoromycetes; Mucorales; Phycomycetaceae
Exons: 6
Coding region: 1-1734 (577 amino acids)
Source: RefSeq, a predicted model, not a curated record
AUGCCUUUGAAAUUUUCGGCAUUCAUCGGAAUGAACAAACACAUAAUCAUACAAGAUAUAAUUCUACAUAGACGCACAUCGCUAGUUGAUGUUAAAAGAAUGUGGAUCAAUCGAUUUGCAUCCGAGACAAAGAGGGAAAAUCCAGCUGAGAUGGAUUCUGAAAAAGUAGAUUGGUCAGAACUAAUGGAGACCGCGAUUGAAAAGUCCAACGAAGUUAUCGAACAGUCAAUUAGGCGCAAGAGAAACCUUAUAAUUUCGGAUACUUAUGAAAAAGAAAAUGAAAUUUUUGGACACACUAUAACUAAAAGGCAGGCCGAGGACUCUAUUGUUAAGGGUGUAAAGGGGAAAAAAGCAAUUCGAAAGUUGGAAGAUAUUGUCAAAUUAGAUAAUGAUUUCCAGAAAGGAAAUGUCGACGAAAAAGAAGAAGUACCAGUAGUUGAAGCUGCCAGCUCACAAGAGUAUCAUGCGAAUGUCAUUUCUCAAGAUAGUGACCUAGAAUUUCAGGCGGAUACAGGCGUUCCUUUUAUGAAUAUCGUAUAUAAUGAAAGUGAAAUAGACAGCUCCUAUAAAGACAGACCAUCAUUAACUGAAAUAGAAGAAUCCUCUUCACCGAGCACGAUAGGCUAUGUGUGGACAAUGACCCUGGGCGAGCUGAAUAUUAUUUCGUUUGGGAAGAAGGAAAUGGCUACGACCAACAAAUAUAUCAAGACAUUAUAUGAUGAUGCUCAUAGUGAUGCUAUGAACAAGAUCUUAAAACCAGGAGAUGUAGAUAAAAGACUCUUUCUUUCUGGCCUAUUUGACUGCUCUAUAUCAACGGAAAUAAUAGAACAAUACUUAGUACCUAUUGCGAAACUACCGAACACCAUCAACAGCUGCAUAAAAUCAAUGGAAAAGGCUAUGGAUAACAACACAAUUAUGGAAUCAGGAGGAACACAAUACAACAGUGUCGAAGAACUAGCUCUUUACCAUGUAAUAUUGAGCAUAUUCCUGAACCAUGCAGUUAUACCAAUCAAAAUCCAAACAAGCGAGCUUGAUUUUAUUGUAAAAUCGGUAGCCUGUCUGCUUGGCCCUAUAUGGUCUUCCAAUGACCAAGUGAAAAUUAUAUGGGAUUAUACAACAGCAAUAAAUAAACAGAAAAUGCCGGAUACAGUUUCUUCGCGGCCAGACAUGGUAUUUCAUAGUAAUCUCUAUGAGAUAGGAAACGGGGAAAUAAAAGCCGUAAACACGCCAAAAACAGCUGUCAAUCUUGCCCGCAACAGAGUUUUAGAAACCUGCAAAAGGCAAUUGCACCAAAGAUUGAAAAAAGCAAGAUCAUCGAAAGAAGCUGUAACUUUUGGCAUACUUAUAUAUGUCACCUUUGAAAAUGGCUAUUAUCCUUAUAAGCGAGUUUCUGUGGGGCUGAUGCCUACAUCCAACACCACAUACAAAUGCACAGAGAAAAUGCUAAUGGAUUUGAUCCAAUUGAAGAGAUCCAUGAAUAGAUCUUUACGAAUUGAUGAUAACACAAAGGACACUCAAGAAUUCACCUUGGUUGAUAAAAACCAGCUAUUACCUACAUUAUCGUAUGUACUAUACUCCAAAGAUAUAAACUUAUUUGAAAGCAUAUUAAAGGAAUACUUUUUCUUGUGGCUUUAUCACUAUGAGGAAGCAUGUAAUAUUCGACUUCAAGCAAAGCACUUGGUGCAAGAUAGCAUACCAUAUAUUAUUUUGAGUAGAGAUUACCGGUUUGUAUAG